GAAUCACUUUCUACAAAUAACUUGUAACCCCAGACCCAGUCCUCCACCAUAUCUCUUUCAUUCCCGACGAGGCGCGCCACCCUCUCGUUUCAUUGAAUUUUCUCCUCCCAAAGAUGGAUACGCUUCAGUCCAAUUACAUGGAUUCCCAAUCUGAGCCGGGAGCUGCUUCUGAAACUCAACCUCAACAUUCGUCCCGAGGGCUGGGUUCGUACGAUCAGUCCUCGUUUCAGAAUUAUUCUGAUUCUUCAUCAUACUACCAAAAUUACUCAGAUUCGUACCCUCAAAACCCUUCUCAAACCCUAGAUCAGUCCCAAUCGCACUCUGUUGCUGCGUAUCCUCAGGAGCAAAAUCAGCCUGGAAAAACCCUAGAUUCGGAUCGCCACAACACUCACGGCAGCUCCGAGCAGCAGAUGGAUAAUAAUUCGGCCCAGAACCACGAGCAAACGACGCCUCAGGAUGGCGCUCCGAAGGUCGAGCUCCGCAAACCCUUGCUGUCGGAGAACGGGCUCACGAAUACUCACAGUGGUACCGAUAAGGACCAGUCUGGCGGCGAAGAGGAAACUACCAGCAGGAGGCGUCGCAGGAGCCGGUGGGACCCUCCUCCUAGCGAGUCGAGCAACGAUGGCACUGGUACUGGCGGUGAUGGGAGCGGGACAGGGACUGGAACCGGAAGGAAAAGGAAGUCACGGUGGGCGGAUGAUGAGCCUAAACCUCUGAUUCAGCUGCCGGAUUUUAUGAAGGAUUUCACGGGAGGUAUUGAAUUUGACCCUGAGAUUCAGGCUUUAAACAGUAGGUUACUUGAGAUUAGUCGGAAAUUGCAAUCUGGUUUGCCUUUAGACGAUAGGCCUGAAGGUGCUCGCUCACCCUCUCCUGAACCUAUCUAUGAUAACAUGGGGAUCAGAAUAAAUACUAGGGAGUACCGAGCCCGAGAAAAACUGAAUAGAGAAAGACAAGAGAUUAUUUCACAAAUAAUAAAGAAAAAUCCAGCAUUUAAGCCUCCAGCUGAUUAUAGACCUCCAAAACUCCAAAAGAAGCUAUACAUUCCUGUUAAGGAGUACCCAGGUUAUAACUUCAUUGGACUUAUCAUUGGACCAAGAGGGAAUACUCAGAAAAGGAUGGAAAAGGAGACAGGAGCCAAAAUUGUAAUCCGAGGAAAAGGUUCAAUGAAAGAAGGCAGGUUGCAGCAGAAAAGAGAUAUGAAACCUGAUCCUUCUGAGAAUGAGGAUUUACAUGUGUUGGUCGAAGCUGAGACCCCAGAGUCACUUGAAGCUGCUGCAGCCAUGGUUGAAAAGCUCUUGCAGCCGGUUGAUGAAGUCCUUAAUGAGCAUAAGAGGCAACAGCUUAGGGAACUUGCUGCAUUAAAUGGAACUAUUAGGGAUGAGGAAUAUUGUAGAUUAUGUGGUGAACCUGGCCAUAGACAAUAUGCAUGUCCUUCCCGUACUUCCACCUUUAAGAGUGAUGUUCUGUGUAAAAUUUGUGGUGAUGGUGGGCAUCCCACUAUUGAUUGCCCAGUAAAAAGUACAACAGGCAAGAAAAUGGAUGAUGAGUAUCAAAACUUCUUGGCAGAGUUGGGGGGAACCAUUCCUGAAUCUUCAACUAAGCAAAGCUCUGGAACACUAGCUCUUGGUGCUGGUAGUUCAAGCGGGAAUCCCCCUUGGGCCACUGGUAGCAGCACUGGUGGGGUUGGGGCCUCUUCUCAUCCUGGUUUAGGGUCAACUGUGAUCAAGCCUAAGGAGUAUGAUGAGACAAACUUGUAUAUUGGGUAUUUGCCGCCUACUCUAGAUGAUGAUGGCUUGAUCAAUUUGUUCUCUCCUUUUGGCACCAUUGUGAUGGCCAAGGUUAUAAAAGAUCGUGUCACUGGUCAGUCUAAAGGUUAUGGUUUUGUCAAGUAUGAUGAUGUUCAGCAGGCCAAUAGUGCAAUUGCUAGCAUGAAUGGCCAUCAUCUGGAUGGUAGAACUAUUGCUGUGAGAGUUGCUGGUAAGCCCCCUCAGCCUACUGUCCCUCCAGGCCCUCCAGCUCCUGCUAUUCCUACAUAUCCUCCUCCUAAUCAAGCUGUGGGUGCCUACCCUUCUCAGCAGUAUACUGCAGGUGGACCAAUGGGGAAUGCACCACCUCCCAGUUACACUGGUGCUCCAGUUCCAUGGGGACCUCCUCCUCCUUAUCCCCCCUACCCACUUCCACCUCCACCUCCUGGUUCAGCUGUGUAUUCUCCAGUUCCUGGUCAACCUGUUCCUCCUUAUGGAAUGCAAUACCCUCCUCCACCAUUACCUACUGCAACCACUGGUGCCUCUACUCAAACAGUUCCCUCUAAUGAAGCACAACAAAGUUACAGCACUUCUGGUAGUCAGCAGCAAAGUUACCCCCCUGGAGUUCAAUCUCAGAGUAGUGCACCUGUUCAGUCUGUGCCCACAUAUGCCUAUGGCAAUUCUGUCACUCAAAUGCCAUCAAAUGCCCAAGCUGCAUAUCCAACAUCUUCAUACAGCUACCCCGCUUAUUAUGGUGUUGCACCUCCUCCUCCUCCUGGGCCUGUGCCACAGUCAACUGGCGACUAUUCACAGAGUGUGGGCAAUGUUCCAUGGGCUCCAAAUCCUCCACCCCCUGCUCCUGUGCAAUCUGCAGACAAGUCAUCCUAUGGUGCAGAUGCAGAAUAUGAAAAAUUCAUGACAGAGAUGAAAUGAAAAGGAAAUAUAUUGCUAGCAUUGCAAGGAUGAUUUCUUGGAGCACUUCUUCCGAUUUCUUACCUCUUGCCAUGACUUUACUUGUUGGAAGUUUCGGACUCACAUCUUUAACCUUGCUGUACUGUUAUGACAUUUGCAGAGAGAUGGGCUGAAGUUCUGUCUUUACAAAUUCACAUUGACAAUUCCAUUUGCGGGAUUGGUUUAUAAUAUUGGUUGCAACUUUUGUAGGAUUUAUUGUUUUGAUGGUUAUUUUUGCCUCACGUCAUCUUAUUAUUAAAUUUCAAUUAAUCUGUUUUGGAUGUUUUUGGGUUACUAAAUUGCUGACAAUUUGUUUGUAUUUCCUCAA
Molecule: messenger RNA, 3024 nt
Organism: Ipomoea nil (Japanese morning glory)
Lineage: Eukaryota; Viridiplantae; Streptophyta; Magnoliopsida; Solanales; Convolvulaceae
Product: branchpoint-bridging protein
Exons: 2
Coding region: 114-2678 (854 amino acids)
Biological process (GO): regulation of mRNA splicing, via spliceosome
Cellular component (GO): nucleus
Molecular function (GO): mRNA binding; zinc ion binding
Source: RefSeq, a predicted model, not a curated record